Sinocyclocheilus grahami is the source of this 1109-nucleotide messenger RNA. Its product is annotated as CASP8 and FADD-like apoptosis regulator. NCBI's taxonomy places the organism in Eukaryota, Metazoa, Chordata, Actinopteri, Cypriniformes, Cyprinidae. The coding region runs from base 71 to 1033 and encodes 320 amino acids. Gene Ontology annotation, molecular function: protein binding. The record is from RefSeq and is a predicted model, not a curated record. The transcript is spliced from 6 exons. Gene Ontology annotation, biological process: regulation of apoptotic process.
GUGUGUUCACUUUCUCCCCAAAUUUAUAUAAUCCAACAACAACAACAAAAAAAAACGCAAAUUUGGCUAAAUGCCCAAAAUAAGCACGCACUUGAAUUACGUAGCAGAGGAACGUUCUGUUUCGCACUUGUUCCGGUUCCAUUUCGAAGCUGUAAAAGUGUCAUUACCGCUAUUAGUUCGCGAGCAGAUGCUCCGUUCAAUCAGAAGAACGGCUCCCUGGAGAAUGUCUGGCCUGUACCACACUAUCAGUCAGAUCACCGAUGAGCUCAGCACAGAUGAAUGCAAGCGGAUCUCUUACCUGUGCGGCGCUCUUGAUAUGGACAAGUUCUCUACAGAUCCCAGAGGCAUGUUACAAUCUGUACUGUGCCAAACGAGGAUGGAUUACGUGUUUCUCAUGGAGCUCAUUCUGAAAAUAAAACGCUAUGAUCUGCUGCGACAAGUGCUGAGCACCAACAAGAGCACGGUUGAGGGACUGCUAAAAAAUGGCCAUUCUGUGUCAGAAUACAGAGUACUGAUGGCUGACGUUAGUGAGGACAUGGGCACAGAAGACCUGAAGUCAUUGAAAUUCUUACUGAGAGGAACUUUACCAAAACAUAAACUGGAAAAUGCCCAGAGUUUUUUAGACAUUGCCGUAGAGUUGGAGAAACUCGACCAGCUCUCCAGUGAGAAGAUGGAUUUGAUCGAACAGUGCCUGAGGUCCAUCCAUAGGGCUGAUCUAGCGAAAAAGAUCAGUCACUACCAGCAGACAGCGCUAAUGACCAAACAAGGAUCUUCGCCUCCAGACAGACGUCAGUUCUGCAGAAUGCCAUUGCCAAAUAGCUCAUUUGGUGUCUCAACAGCUUCUUGUAAUGUGAGGCCGAUUUCCAAAUUCUGUGGUGAGUUCAUUCAAAAACGGACAGUACGAGGAAAUACUCUACCAGGCAAAAGUUUGGGCAAACCUCUCAUUGUCUCUCUCUAUAUUUAUAUUCAUUGUCUCCCCUCACAAUUGCCAGUAUUACUAAAGUCAUCAAAACUAGAAAUGGCACAAAUGUAGGUAUGGGAAUUAUGAAGUGACCAGAAAUCUUAAAAGUCAGCACACUUUGUCACAGAUUCACACAGUUUAUCGUCAC